CCACCUGCUUUAAAACGGUCUUCUCUCUUCUACUCUCACCUCAUCAAUUUCUCUUCUUCCAAGCCAUUGCUGCACCAUCUCAGCAUCUGUAGGGGAGGCAUUUAGUUGUUCAUCUCCCACAAACGCCAAGGUUAUCUUCGUCGCAACACCACUGAAGUCAGCGAUUCAUACAACUGUGAUCAUGGAUUCACUCACAACUCAUCCAUCCAAUGCUCAGCAGGCCAAGGCCUUUACCUCGCCAGCAUCGCUUUCCUUUCCUGGAGGUGCCGGAGACUUGACUCCUCCUUCGUCAGAGAAGGAAGGCAACCUGGUUGGAAUGAACGGUCAGCAGCAGGGAGCAAAUGCCAACGGCAACGGGGUGACACCCGCGACUCCGGCUGCGACUCCAGGGGCGAACAACGUGGGGAGUGGCAUUGUGCCUACUUUGCAAAACAUAGUCGCAACUGUCAAUCUCGACUGCCGUUUGGAUCUCAAGACCAUUGCACUCCAUGCUCGAAAUGCGGAGUAUAAUCCAAAGCGUUUCGCUGCCGUGAUUAUGCGUAUUCGCGAGCCCAAGACUACUGCUCUGAUCUUCGCGUCGGGCAAGAUGGUGGUUACUGGUGCCAAGUCGGAAGAUGACUCGAAACUCGCAUCACGAAAAUAUGCGCGUAUUAUCCAGAAACUUGGUUUCAAUGCCAAGUUCACCGAUUUCAAGAUCCAGAACAUCGUCGGCUCGUGCGAUAUCAAAUUCCCCAUUCGCUUGGAAGGACUUGCCUCGCGCCAUCAUAACUUCAGCUCUUACGAGCCUGAACUUUUCCCUGGUCUGAUCUAUCGCAUGAUGAAACCCAAGAUUGUUCUCUUGAUCUUCGUCAGUGGCAAGAUUGUCCUUACCGGUGCUAAAGUCCGCGAGGAGAUAUAUCAAGCCUUCGAGCUGAUCUACCCCGUGCUUUCUGACUUCCGUAAAACAUAAAGGGGUUGGUCACUUCGUUGAUUGCUACUCUUGUGGUAAUCACAAGUUUUUCGACUCAUGUAUUAACAUUUUGGUUCUCCUAAUUAGAGUCCAUCGGGAUGAGUGUCGUUCGUCAAUUGACCGUUCGAUCGAAAUACUUUUCCACACCCGAGCUCGGACUCCCCCUAUCACGAUUGGUUGAUGUUUAGCAUUUUAGCGGCGUUCUAGCGAUUCGAUUGACUCCGGGUCUUGUGUUUUUCCCCCUCUAUUUCAAAAGAAUCCGUUCCCAAACUGUUAUAUUAGAAGGUUGCGUAACCGCAGACUGUUUUUUUUUUUUCUUUCAUUUUGAUAUGGGCGGUACAUUUGCGCUGGUCGAAUCAGUACCUGCCUGUUCAUGUUGCCCCCUUUUUUUUAACUAAUUAUCACUUCGGUUGCAGUCUCAUCACUUUACUUUUGUAUCGUUGAUGGGCGGUUGUGGCAGAUUGUUGUCAAGAAAGAAGAAAAGGCUCAGUGUGCCGUUUGAGGUCGCGCCUUACUAGCCAGACCUGUCACUCCAAUAGCUCAAAGACUACGUAUUCAAUACUAGUUGGAGAAAUGAAGAAAUCUUGAAAAUAUGUCCACGUAAUGACUAUCUAAACUAACACUGAACGGUAUCUACACUCAGGUGUGACAUAUCGUAUGCUUGUAACUAUACCCUGAUAAUGUUUGACGAUCACAGACGACUCGAUCUCGCAAGCUCAUCCUUUAAUAUCAUCCCAACUUUCCCAGACCGACUCCCAUCUCUCGUCACAACAAACUUUACCCCCUCUCUUUCCAUACUGCCCUCACGCUGUUCUUGUUGAUCCGGCCAUUUCCACAAUCUCUGUAAUUCAGGAUCUAGUCUCCCCUCGAGAGCAUUGACGAUUUGAUCUCCCAACACGGGGAAGAAUUUAUAGCCGUGGCCACUGCCACCGGUGGCUAGGAAGAGGUUUGGAUGGGAUGGGUGGUAGGUUAUGAGGAAGUCGCCAGUGGGACUGCUGUUCGUUAGUAGGAUUCAAUAUUGGAGAUACGAAGGGUGGACGUACGUAUCUGAAUACCAGCAGAUUCUGGUCCGCGCAAACGGUCUCUCGGCGAAGGCCGGUAGCAUUUCACGAAGAGCUUGGCGACAGGCCCUCUCGCCUUCGGCUGGGAUUGGCAGGUCGUGCACCGGCAGACUAACUCUCAUAGUUUGCGAAGAGCCUGGUACCGGAACAUCCGACGGAUUCAAGUAACCAUAUGCAUGACGCGCAAUCUUGAGUAAAUUGUUUCGUGGCGGGAUAAUAAACAUGCCCGUCGAAAAGCUGAGGAUGGUGGGCAUAUGGGCUAAUUGUGCCUGCUCUUCGUCUGUGAUGUUGAUAUAUGCCAAUACUUGACCUGUUGCGUCCACGAUACCGCGGAGGUCGACUAAUCUGCCUGUUGCUGCACCUGUCGCGAGAAUGAUCAGGUCCGCGGUGAUUGUCGAGGUGGUACCAUUCGCGGUAUCCUUCAGUAUAGCACCGGUGACUCUGCGUUGAGAAGCUGAUGAUGAUGAUGAUGAUGUCUCGUCAAA
Molecule: messenger RNA, 2495 nt
Organism: Talaromyces stipitatus ATCC 10500
Lineage: Eukaryota; Fungi; Ascomycota; Eurotiomycetes; Eurotiales; Trichocomaceae
Product: RNA polymerase I and III transcription factor complex component Tbp, putative
Exons: 5
Coding region: 182-949 (255 amino acids)
Biological process (GO): DNA-templated transcription initiation
Molecular function (GO): RNA polymerase II general transcription initiation factor activity; DNA binding
Source: RefSeq, a predicted model, not a curated record